Molecule: messenger RNA, 2297 nt
Organism: Phragmites australis (common reed)
Lineage: Eukaryota; Viridiplantae; Streptophyta; Magnoliopsida; Poales; Poaceae
Exons: 7
Coding region: 210-1679 (489 amino acids)
Source: RefSeq, a predicted model, not a curated record
CUCAUCCCUCACCUCAUCCCAACGCGAUCGUCCCCCGCCACUAUUAUUGCCACACACCUACCCUUUGUCCUCUCCUUCCUUUCCCCAUUCCACUGCCGAUUCCUUCGUUUCCCCUCGUCUCUUCGGCUUUGAUUCGCUUCGAUUUCCGAUUCGCGAACCCUAGGGUGGUGGUGACCGGACAGCGCUGGGAUCCCGUGGUGACGCCGCGCAUGGAGAUCUCGUUCGAGGCGUGGGAGGGCGUGCAGCGGCACGGCCAGGAUCUCGCGGACCGCCUCGCGCAGGGCUUCACGGGCCUGCUCCAGGCGCCGCCGCAGUUCCCCUGGCCGCCGGCGCCGCACAAGCGGAUGCCCUUCGAGAUCGAUCUCCCCGUCGUUCCCUUCGGCGCCGGCCGCGGCGCCGGCGCCGGCGCGGGUAAGGAUUUCCCCUUCCCAGCCGCGGCCGUCUCCUCGGUCAUCGACAUCGGCGGGAGGCUCGGGCAGGCCGGCGUCGAGCUUGGGGCUUCCGUCGGCGGGGCCGUGCAGCACGUCGUAAGGCAGCUUCCCGUGCCGUUCCGGGGCGGCCAGAUCCGGCGACGCAAGCUGCCGUCCCCGCAGGCGCCGCCCCCUGCGGCCUCGGUUGGUGAGGGGGCGGUGGGGCACGCCGUAGAGAGGACUGUGGAUAGGUGCCCCCUCGAGGCGGCAGCGGCGGCAGCAGCCGCAGCGACUGGGAGCGCCGCCGCGUCGAGCGUCAGUGGUGUUGCGGGCGGCGAUGACUUGGAUGAAGAGGACGAGGGCUUCGGCUGCGACAUUGGGACUUUUGGGAACUUUAAGAAGUCAAAGGGUACUGUAAAUAUCUCAGCAACGUACAGUACAAGGAGUCAGGACAUUGAGAGUUCUGUUGUUGCACGCGGUGACCUCUGGAGGCUAGAGGCAUCACGUGGUGGUUCUACUUCUGGAAAUGAUACCUCGCCCCUUUACCUUAUUCAAUUGGGGCCUCUACUAUUUGUUCGAGACUCUACACUUCUCUUGCCUGUUCAUCUAUCAAAGCAACACCUGCUUUGGUAUGGUUAUGAUCGCAAGAAUGGAGUUCAUUCUCUCUGUCCAGCUAUAUGGUCAAAACAUAGGAGAUGGUUGAUGAUGUCGAUGAUGUGUCUCAAUCCAGUAGCCUGUUCCUUUAUGGAUCUGCAGUUCCCUAAUGGGCAACUAACCUAUGUUGCUGGCGAGGGGAUAUCGGCCAGUGGUUUUCUUCCGUUAUUUAGCGGGUUGCUUCAAGCUCAUGGAAAAUAUCCAGGAGAAACAAGAGUGAACUUUUCUUGCAAGAAUAAGCAUGGCACAAGGUUCACUCCUAUGUUUCAAUGGCCGGACAAGUCUGUUUCAUUCGGAGUUACUCAAGCCUUAGCAUGGAAAAGAUCUGGUCUUAUGGUGAGACCCAGCAUACAAGUCAGUGUGUGCCCUACGUUUGGAGGAAGUGAUCCUGGGGUACGUGCAGAAGUUGCCCAUUCAUUGAAGGAGGAACUUAACUUAAUGUGCGGCCUCUCUUGUUCAAGACGUCCAUUGGCUUUUGCUGCUCUCUCUAUUGGGCGAUCUAAGUGGAAUGGUCAAGUGGGCAGUUCUGGAAUGGUAAUCACCUUGGAAACACCUUUUAAUAACAUUGGAAGGCCAUCGUUAUCUGUUCAAUUGAAUGGUGGUUUUGAGUUGUGAUGUCUUGAAUCCUGUGCUGAAGUUGUACAUAAAGUGUAUAUAUUGCUAUCACAUAGUCCAUUCUCCAUAGUCGUGGAGACAGCUGCCGAGCUGAUCAACCUAGAAAGUGUCCGUGGAAGUGGGUUGCAGCUCGUUUUUGUUACCAUAGGUCUCAACUUGGCAAAUCGGCUGCUAUGUUCCCCAUGUGGUUAGAGAAGUCAACUGCUUUAUUCCCCAUUCCGAGACUUGCAUUAUUGUCUCGCCAUCCUUGAUACUUGCAGUUGAGCUCAUCUUUUUGGAAGUUCAAAAAAAAGGAAAGUUGUGAGCUCAUCUUGCUAUGACCUGUGCCUGUGUGCAGACAUGUAGUCAUGCAAGAAGAUGCUCAUCAAGAAGCUCAUCCUUUUGGUGCAAGACUGAUAACACUUGUAGCAAUACUUGAAACAUUGCUGAUAUCCAAUUGUCUGCCAUCUGUAUUGCUUGUGUUGGAUCUUGUUACCAUCACAAUUGAUCAUCAGACGGCUUGCAUUGUUGAUUGUUGAGACACUAAUUGGUGUGCGUUUUUUGCUGCAAUCUUGUGUUCUUUUACAUGUAAUGAACUAAUGAUCAAUGAAUGGAAGACUAGCUUGGAGUCUUGGACCA